AUGGCUGAGGUUCAAGGCACCAUGGAUCCGGUUUUUCAGAAGCUCCGAGAUUCCUUCCAGGAAAAUUUACGUAGUGGGGACGAACUUGGAGCCGCUAUCAACAUCAACAUAAACGGCAAAGAUAUUGUCGAUAUCUGGGGUGGCUACGCCUCCGAGGACAGGAGCAGACGAUGGACCCCAGAUACGAUCACAAAUGUGUACUCCUCGACCAAGACUGUUGCAGCCAUCGCCGUCCUGAUAGCUCACGAGCGCGGAUUGCUGAGCGUGGACGAUCCCGUCGCAGACUACUGGCCGGAGUUCGCUGAGAAUGGCAAAGACAAGAUUCUCAUUCGGCACAUCAUGGCCCACAGCUCAGGUCUCUCAGGAUGGGAGAGUCCCAUAACAAUCGAGGAGGUUUGCGAUGUGCCCUACUCUACCGCCAGAUUGGCGAAACAGGCGCCAUGGUGGGAACCGGGCUCAGGCAGCGGCUACCACGCCACCACGCAAGGCCACCUGUUAGGUGAAAUCAUUCGACGGGCCACUGGCAAACCUAUGAAACAAUUUGUUGCGGAAGAAGUAGCCAGACCCUUGCAAGCAGACUUCCAGAUUGGGGCAGCGGAAGAAGAUUGGCCUCGCAUUGCUCCAGUCGUCUCGCCUCCACCGCCCCCGUUUGACGUCGACAGCUUAGAUCAGAAGAGCAUAAUUUACAAAAGCUUCUUCAAUCCAAGGACAGCCGCAUCAUUUUCACAGAAACCUCUGUGGCGCCAUGCAGAUAUGUCUGCGGUCAAUGGCCACGGCACCGCUAAGGGCCUCAACCGUAUCCUUCGCACAGUCACUCUGUCCGGCACGCCAUACGAUGACGCAAAACUCCUAUCGCCCACGACCGUUGAACAGAUAUUCCGGACCCAAUCCGACUCAAUGGACCGGGUAUUAGGCAUGCCUUUACGGUUCGGUAUCGGAUUUGGAAUUGGCGGUGGACUAUCGGAGAAAACUUUCGAUUACCUUCCACACGAGAAGAUGUGUUUCUGGGGAGGAUGGGGCGGAAGCUUUGCCAUCUGUGACCUACACCGUGGUGUAACCUUCACCUACAUUAUGAAUAAGAUGGGCGCGGGCAUUAUGGGCAAUGAUAGGUCAAUUGAUUAUGCUAGAAUAGCAUGGCAGAUUCUCAGGGACGAGGGAAGCAAUUGA
This is a messenger RNA of Exophiala spinifera, 1167 nucleotides long. RefSeq lists its product as uncharacterized. Lineage: Eukaryota; Fungi; Ascomycota; Eurotiomycetes; Chaetothyriales; Herpotrichiellaceae. The record is from RefSeq and is a predicted model, not a curated record. The transcript has a single exon. The coding region runs from base 1 to 1167 and encodes 388 amino acids.